CCAGAGAGGGGGAAAAAAGGCACCUGAGAGCUCUGGGAAGGAGCAGCAACACUUGUAGACCAAGUUCCUUUCCACUCCUGUAGUCUUUGAUGCAGAUCUUCUCCAGCUGAGCAUCUGUCAGAGCCCUUGGCUGUGCUGUGCUGCUUUGUGCACCCCUAGGUGUGGGGUGACUUACCCGCACAGCCCUGUCUGCACCAGGAAGCAAGUGCCACGUCCCCCACUCGCCUCGCCUCCAGCCGCCUAUCCCUGCUGCUGUGUCUGCGCAUGGCAUGGCCAGGGGGACAUGGGCAUCCUCCCCGAAUCAGAGUGGGCAUCCUGGAGCACGUUCUUUGAGGGCACCUUCUCCAGCUCCUGGUACAGCAAACACAAGACUGAGCUCUUGGGAGUUUUACUUGCUGCUGCCUCAAAUGUUCUGAUUAGCAUCUCUUUGAGUAUACAGAAAUGCAUUCAUCUCCGACUGGCUCGCCAAGCAGAGCUGAAGCCCUUCUACAGGAGCAAGCUGUGGUGGUAUGGAGCUGUCCUGCUGGGCCUUGGAGAGCUGGGCAAUUUCACAGCCUAUGGAUUUGCCCCCAUUGCCCUUGUUGCUCCACUAGGAUGUGUAUCUAUCAUAGGUAGUGCAUUUAUUUCUGUCUUAUUCCUAAAGAGGACCAUGAGGGCUGCAGAUAUACUGGGAGGAACUCUGGCAGUAGUAGGGACAUUCCUGUUGGUGACAUUUGCUCCAAAUGUACCCCAAGAGCUCACAGCAAGACGAGUACAGAAUGACUUAGUGAGCUGGCCUUUCUUGGUAUAUGUGAUUUUAGAAAUUAUAAUAUUCUGCAUUCUCCUUUAUUUUUACAAAAGAAAGGCUGUGAAGCACAUUGUGGUUUUGUUAAUGAUGGUGGCAAUGCUGGCUUCGCUGACUGUCAUUGCUGUGAAGGCUGUGGCCAGCAUGAUAACGCUCUCUGCCAAAGGGAAAAUGCAGCUAACUUACCCUGUUUUCUAUAUCAUGCUCAUCUUAAUGGCAACUUCUUGUGUUUUCCAGGUCAAGUUCUUAAAUCAAGCAAUGCAUCUAUAUGAAGCAAGAGCAGUUGUGCCCAUUAACUUUGUGUUCUGCACCACGACCGCCAUCAUAUCAGGGGUCAUAUUUUAUCAGGAAUUCCAAAGUGCAACUUUCCUGAGCGUGUUCAUGUUUCUGUUCGGGUGUCUCCUAUCUUUCCUCAGUGUAUUUGUAAUUGCAGUAAAUAAAAAAGAGGAGCAUUUACAAGUUCCUUAUAUUGACUGUGGAUGUAUUCCUGGACAAAAAUUGACAGGCAAAAUACAACCAGAUUCUUACGGUUCAUGCUAUGGCACUUUGAAUAAUAAAGAUGACUCGGGGAAAAAUCAAAGCUGAAAGAAGAAGGCACCUUACGUUCCACUUAAUGAGAGGAAUGCCACUGGAACAAGAAGCCGCAGCACCUUUUCAUUGGAUGUACUCAAGUAGACAUUGAAUUCCUGCACGUUGAUGAGUCAUAUGUUAUUUAAUCUUACUUAAUUUAUCCUCUGGCUGUCCCAAAUGUGUUUUGAAGAUAAAGAAAACCUUAAGAAAAACUUACUAACCAUUAAUGAAACAGAAUGUUCUAGAAGUAUAAAUGCCUCUCAGUGACGAGUACGGAUAUUUUUUGACUUUUAAUUGCCUAGAAAUGCAAAUAGGCACAUGACAGGAUUUUUAAAAGUUGUUUUUGAAAACCCCCAGAUGUGCAUAGAUGCUUAAGGACAAAUAUGGGAAAUAAAGAGGAUUUUUGUGAGAGACUUCAAAAUAUUCUGCUGUAUAUCUACUGCCUUUAAAAAUCUGAUCCUGCUUGUUCAAUAAUCAAAAUUGUAGGUAUAUAUGCGGUAUGAAUAAUCAUGUACACACAUUUUUACUAUGUGCAGAGGGAAAAUCCUGAUCAUCUUUUGCUAUCAGACUAAUUCUCUUAUCUUCAAAGGACACACAUGCACGUAUUUGCAAGGAAUCCAGCCAAGGUGGAGCUGAGCAAUCAAGUGUGGCAUUUUAUAUCCUUCCCAUGUCUUGUGUACUGAGCUGGACUGGCCAUAUUUUAAAUUAGUCUAGACUAGUCUGAGGAUUAGCCACUGUUUUUAGGAAAAGAGGGUUUAAUGAAGGAAGUGCAAAGAGAAAAAGAGGGAUCCAGGCUUCCUCUCUUUAUAUGUAUUUCAACACCCCAAGAAAGCUCUGUAUGAUAGAUAGAGUGAUAAAAAUAUUUAUAAAAUCUUGGGAACUAUUAACCAGGGAGGAGAGGGUGGUGAAACCUUGGCACAGGCUGCCCAGAGGAGCUGUGGAUGCCCCAUCCCGUAGGCACUCAAGUCCUGGUUGGAUGGGGCCCUGUGAUGGCAGGUGGCAGCCCUACCCAUGGCAGGGGCUUGGAAUUGGGUGGGCCCUAAUGUUCCUUCCAACCUCAGUUAUUCUGUGAUUCUAUGGUAUUGCAGAAAUACUCCUGAAAUAGAAAUUAAUGCAAAUUUUGCACCCUUACUACAGCCAUGGUAAUCUUGCAUGAGGAAAGCCUGUAAAACAUAGGGUCACUAGAGUCACAAUAACGGCACAAAUUUUCCUUCAUUAAAUGGUAGUUUCUCUACACUUAUUUGAAGAGCUGACAUCAAUGAGGGACCAUAGCAGUUCUCAGAUAACUAGCAGUGUUCCUCAGGGUCGGUGCUGGGUCCGGUCUUGUUCAACAUCUUCAUCAAUGAUCUUGAUGGGGAUAGUGGCCACCCUUAGAAAGUUUGCUGAUGAUACAAAGUUGGAAGGAUUGGCUGACACGCCUGAAAGCCGUGCUGCCAUUCAGAGAGACCUGGACAGGCUGGAGAGCUGGGUGGUAAGAAACCAGAUGAGGUUUAACAGAAGCAAGUGUAGAGUCUUGCAUCUGGGGAGGAAUAAUUGCAUGCACCAGUACAGAUUGGGGGAUGACCUGCUGGAGGGGAGCUCUGCAGAGAGGGACCUGGGUGUCCUGGUGGAUGACAGGUUGGCCAUGAGCCAGCAGUGUGCCCUUGUGGCCAAAAAAGGCAUUCUGGGGUGCAUUAAAAAGAGUGUGGCCAGCAGAUCGAGGGAGGUGGUCCUCCCCUUCUACUCUGUCCUGAUAAGACCUCGUCUGGAGCACUGCGUCCAGUUCUGGGCUCCCAGUACAAAAAAGACAGGGAUCUCUUGGAAAGAGUCCAGCGGAGGGCCACGAAGAUGGUGAAGGGCCUGGAGCAUCUCUCCUAUGAAGAAAGGCUAAUUUCUAAGGUCUGUUCAGCCUUGAGAAACGAAGACUGAGUGGGGACCUGAUCCAGGUCUAUAAAUAUCUAAGGUGUGGGGGGCAGAAUGGCGAGGCCGGACUCUUUUCAGUGGUGAGUGGAGACAGGACAAGGGGAAAUGGCCGGAAACUGCAGCAUAGGAAGUUCUGCACAAAUGUGCGCAAGAACUUCUUUACAGUGAGGGUGACGGAGCACUGGAACAGGCUGCCCAGGGAGGUGGUGGAGUCUCCUUCUCUGGAGAUGUUCAAGACCCGCCUGGACACCUACUUCUGCAACCUGGCAUAGGGAACCUGCUUUGGCAGGGGGGUUGGACUCGAUGAUCUCUGGAGGUUCCUUCCAACCCCUAUGAUUCUGUGAUUCUGUGAUUCAGUGAUUCUGUGAUUCAGGUCUGGGAUGUUGUGGUGUCCCCAGGUCCUGGAAAGAGAACUGCUGUUGGGCAUUAAUGGUGUGCCCAUCCACCCUGCUGGUAGAUCUGGCCUGCCCCAGCUGAUAACUGCGAUGUUCACACACCUCCUCUGAGACAAAAAGUGCUCUUGAAAAGCAUUCAAUAAUAGCCUUCACAUCUUGGACAAGAUACUUCUUUUGGGAUUGGAUUAAUCUUCUGUAAUGGAUAUGGGCCAUAGGCUGAGCAGAUUUUGUUUCAUUGGGAUACAAUGAAAUGAGAUCUUCCUUUUUUUUCCCUCCCAAGUAAUUGUUUAUUUCAUUCUAAAAUAGGUAGAGCCAAAGAUCCAUGAGAUGGUUUCACUUCAAACAAAGUGUGCACAGCUCUGUAGAUUUUCCUAUUCAAGUGAUGUUCCAGCUGUGAAAUUUGCAGAGCUGUUUUUUACUGUGGAUCUUUUCCAGCUGGUACAGGACAGGGCUCAGUGUCUGCACCUUGCUUGUACCAGUUGCCUUCUUGCAGCCUUCCUUUACUCUCUCAUAGUUUAAGUUCAAUUUUCCCACAGUUCAUGAAAGAAAAGAUACCAGAUUCUGUAUGCUUUCUGCAGGGAAUAAGGGCAUACUUCUGUGCCUCCUAUGCCCCUUGCCUCUUGUGUGUCAAAUGUAAGUAACUUUCUGAUUCUCAAGUGAGAACAUGUGCUAAAGAUGUAAAUAGGAGGCCUAUAGUUUUUCAUUCUAUGACCUGGGAUGUGAAGCGGGACAUGAUUUAUUUUUGCUUCCUGUUAAAAUUACUGGCCUUGGGCAUCUUUCUGAAAUCUGCCUCCAUGAUUCAUGAAGGCUGAAGGAGAUAUAGUAUUUUCUCUUCAAUGUACAAAAUGAAAUGUAAAAACCCAUACCAAAAGUUAUUAUUGAUUUUUAAUUUUUGUAUUCUCAAAUAAUAUAUCUUUCCUUCAUAUGGGUUUAUGCAAAACUAUAAGGGUUAAAAAUGUUUUCCGUAAACUUGAAUGUAAUUAAAAUGAAUUUAUAGAGGAAAAUCUUGGCAGGAAUUAUGUGCAGUUAAAACUGGUGAUUAGACAUGAUUUUGGAAGUGUGAGCAUGUUCUGAAAAAUUAACAUAUCACAGGGUCAGAGAAACGUGGUGGUGGUAAUUUAUUACUGCUCUGCAAAGAAAGGGACGCAAUUUGUUUCAAGAAUCAGUUUCUAAUCAGUGUUAUUUUCAGGGUGGCCAGGCUGCCCAGGAAGGUGGUGGAGUCACCAUCCCUGGAGGUGUUAAGAGACAUGUGGACGUCACACUGAGAGACGUGGUUAGUGAGCAUGGUGAGAAUGGGCUGAUGGUUGCACUAGGUGACCUUAGUCUUUUUCAACCUGAAUGAUUCUGCGAUUUUGUGAUUUGCCUUGUGAUGUUUAGGUGACAAGUAGCACAGACAAAUGCGUACUGAAAAAAAGUUUUUUUCACUGGAACACAAAAAAAACUCCUGGAACCCUUCUCUUUACCAAUGAGUUAUUUUCUUGCAAUGUUUUUCCUGACAUCAAAUACAUGUGCCAGAUACAAAAUGUGAAACUUGCACCUGCAGACUGAACUUUCUUGAGCAGAUGCACCACAGGAUUUGAAAUAAAACUGAAGGGAGUCAUGGAGGACAGUCUGCAUCUCAGAUGGUCCCUGCUGGCUCCAGGCUGGGAUUUCUGACAGAUCAGAACCAGCAGGACUCACUCAGUGCUUGUUCCACUACUGGUCAGCUGCAGUAAAAGAUGAAAUAUUAACUGGCCACAGGCCUGGAAAUGGGAACUCUGGAGGAGAGCUAGGCAGUUUGUUUUUUGCCAUAAGAAAAUAUCAGGAUGCAUUUCAGCUUGCAAAUAAUAAUAAUAAUCUUGAACUGGAUUCCUACAUCUGCCAAUGAUAGAAGCCUGGCAUUUGCCUGUGAGGGUUGAUGCCAACUCCUCGCUAACCUGGCAGCUUCUGGUGGCAUGUGAGGGCUCUGGAGUUCUGACUUCGUACCUUGAGCUUCUUUGCUUUGAAGCUAUGGUGACAAUGCAAAACCCUGGGCCAGACUCACUAGGCCAUGGCUAGUGAGCACUGGGAAGCUCUUGUGGGGCUGAGGUAGGCAGCUCAUGGCAUGAGGAGAGCCCUGAAGGCAGUGAGGAGCAGGGACACGUGCACAGCUCGGCGUAAGGACUGACUUUUUCUAUCCAAUCACCAUUUGCUAUAAGGGGCAUGAACAGUGCUGGAAGGAUGGACAGGAACCAAAUCUCCCUACUUCUGACCUUAUAAUGGUCUCCCAUUGCAAUCUCUCCUCCCAACCCACUUGCAGGAUCUUUGAUUGCUUGGAGAGAAAACUGGUAACAGUGGGGUGCAGAUGAUUAGACAGAGCUGUCUUUCAGUUUGGCCUUUUGCUUUUAUCCUCAGAGACAUGACCUUCUCUUCUUUUUUUUUCUUUUCUUUUUUUGUUUGUUUAUUCCUCUUGGAGAAAUCAGCUGGGCUGUGUUAGCAGCUGGCCCAAAGGAGAUAAAGGCUAAUUACCAUAAUUGUUAUUGGAGGGCCAAGCUGGAUGUUGUACAGCAUUGGGCUUCUUGAGGAGAAAAAGGUAGGGAAAAGCUCAGCUCUCUGGUUUCACAGGAGUUUGAAAAAUCCUGUGUUUGCAGUGUUUCUGGAUUCCGGGACAGAAUUAGAGACAUCAGUGAAUAAACAGUGAUUCUAUAUAUUAUUGAAUGUGUUUUUAAUUUUUUUAACUGAUUUGGAAGUGAAGGAUGGCCGUUCUCUGCCUAGAGAAGCAAAGAGAAAAUCAGCUGGAGAUGUUGGCAGCUGGGAGUUGUUUCAACCUUUUGGAGCUGGAAGAAGCACAGAGGCUCCUUCCAACCGUUAAGUAACUGAGGGGCAGCACUGGCAAAUGCACCACUACGUAUUAAGCAGUUAUGACUUUUAAGAAGGGAUCCUUGUCCUGUUGUCAUGUCUGAAGCUGUUCAGAGGGCAUGUGGCUGAUCUGGCUUCUUAGGCUGCACAUAAACAUAUUUUUGACGCAUACUGAGCCACACUGUGGACUCUGGCCCCUUGAGCAUCCUACCGAUACGUCUUUGGUGUGCACUCCAUGCAGAGCUGUUGUGAAAAUCCUGCUGUGCGGUGUGUGUGUACCACAGGCUUACUCUGUAAAGAUACCAGUAUUGCAGUACAUUUCCUUUAACUUAAGAAGAGUUUCUGUCUAUCAGGAAGUUAUAAAAACCUACGCAUUUGGAUAAUAUUCUCUUUACUUCUUGACUGCCACCAGAAUUAGCAAAGACAGUUCUUCAUAUCCACAGGAGCAGAACUAUUGUCACCUCAGGAACUUCCAGACUCAACAGAUGAGACCCCGAAUAAAGAGUUAGGGGGCUACUCAGUAGGUUUCUUAUUUAACCUACCUCCCAGUUUUGCUGUUAGGUCCCUACAGUUAACUCAAGCCUUUCAGGGGGAAAGCGCACUUAAUAAUAUAAAAUCUGCAGUAGAUUUUGAUUGCUGACAGACGUGGCCAUUGGUGGUGGCAGCCAGCUUUGCAUGGACACAGAGAAAUGGGAUCAGGUGACUGGUAAGCUACAGCGGCUCCUGGACAACUGGCCACAGUGCCAACAGGACAGUGCUGACAGUUCUGAGAACAGCACCGCUGUAAAAGAACAACUGGACAGGUGGCUUCAACACUGACUGCUUAACGUGAAGUUAAUGUAUCACUGCAGCUGGCGGCACUAAUACCUUAAACAUGAAAGUGGCCUGUGGCUGCUUGAUGAACGAGCCAAUUUCUGUAUUUUGCUAGGUCACAACAGGGAAAAUGGAAAUGAUUGAUUUAAGCUUCCAGCACAAAUACGCUCUUGCCAGCUCUCCAGUUUGGAGAUUUCCACUCUUGGAAUAGGCAUUGCCUAGAUGAAAUCUUUGGAGCCUGCUGCCAGGUCUUUUGCCAGAAUCAUUAAAUAGGUUGAAAGAGCAGCACCGUCAUUCGUCUUCUGGUUGAUAGCUAGUGGGCAUACGUCCAGAGCUGCAUUAACACAGGAUCAGGACUUUUCUCCAUGUUUAAAAAAAUGACAGUGUUUUUCUUGAGUUUCAAUAGCAUGUGCACAGGCCUGGAGCCUCAUGUUGUCAAACGCUCUCUUGUACACUCAGCCAGCAGUAAGGGAGAGAGCCUGCAUGGCACAGAGGCAGCUCAUUAGGUAGUCCUCACCUGUCACUGGAGAUUACUGCCAGUAAUAACUCACAUGACAAUGGACUGCAACACCAAAGUACUUCUAUGUUGUUUUCCAAGAACAACUGUUCUGUGUUUUACAAGGGAAAGGAGAUGAGAAAUAUUAUUUAAUAUUACUAAACAUCACAGUUACUCAUGUGUUUAUUUUUUCCAAACAAUAUCUAACAUUUAAUUAAAGAGCCUGUCCUGGAAACACUGUCUGGGUUCUGGGAGCAUGGAUGAAGCUGGGUUGCAGAUAGGAGAAAGCAGCCUGCAGUCACCUUACCUGGCCUUCUGCCUCCUCCAGGCACUGCUGUGCAAGGCCUGUUGCCCACAUACAAGAGAAGGUACUCUGUCCUCUCCUGCAAGUCAAAUGAGAGGAUGCACCACUGCCAUUAGCAAGAGUACUAGCAGUGAGUCAUUGCUUUUGAAUUGUGCCUUAUGUCUAUUUUAAAGUGUCUGGAUUUAGCUUGCAGCUAUUUGUCUUUUACCAUUGAUUUAAAGCACUUGGUGAGUCCCUCUAGUAAAAUAGAGUAAGAUGACUUGGGCUUUUUGCCGAGCCAAACAGACAGACCGUUUAAGUCUCUCACCAUCAGACAUUUUUGUCAGCCUCAAAUUGCCUUCUGUGGUUGUCUUCUGCUCUAUCUCCAUUUUUCCAGAGUCUAAAAUUGGCUUAAUGAGUGCCAAAUAUGGUGUAGAAAUCAGACCCUAACACCACUGACGAAGUAGCACAGAGCUGGGCUGGAGCCAGAACACAGUGGUCAGGGUGCCUGACUUCCUCUCUUCCCCAGAGCUGAGCCCAGCCCAGCUGCCAUCUCUCCCAAGAGGUGCCUGAUUUUUUUUUCUCACUAUAAUUUAACAGUGGCUGUUUUGCACUCCCAGAGAUGCAGCAGUCUAGAUAAGUCUCAGCAAUUUGACUUCUGAGUCAUCCCUGAGAUUGGUGGUAGUCCAAGACGUCUCCAGGAGGCUCAGCACAGCUGGAAACCCUGAAAAUGAGUGGCGUAGGGACGGACAGGGGAGUGGUGGCACUGGGCAAUAGAACUGUGGAAUCACAGUAAAGUUUGGGUUGGAAGGGACUCUUGAAUAUUACCCGGUUCUGCCGGGUAAGGCUGUCUUAGGAAGGGCUGUCUUUUGCCGGAUCAGGUUGUCCAACCAUGAACACUCCCAUGGAUAGGGCAGCCACAGCUUCUCUGGGCAAUCUGCUCCAGUGCUUCACCACUCUCACUGUAAACAGCAGCAGCAGGAAGCAACCUCACACAGCUGCCCUUUCUCCAGUGCCAGAGCAGCUUGAGCUCAGCCCAGAUUUGAAAGCAGAGUGAUUUUUUAGCAGCCAUUUGAGAUGCAGCAAGUAAACAGAAUCAUAGGAUAACAGAAUCACUUGAGUCGGAAGGAACCCUUAAAGGUCAUCUAGUCCAAAUCCCCUGCAAUGAACAGUGACACCUACAGCUACAUCAGGUUGCUCAGAGCCCCAUCCAGCCUGACCUUGAAUGUCUCCAGGGAGGGGCAUCCAACAUCUCUGGGCAACCUGUUCCAGUGCUUAACUACUCUUAUUAUAGGAAACUUUCUUUGAAACCAUUUCCCCUUGUCCUAUUACAACAGACCCUGUUAAAGAAUCUGUCCCCUUCUUUCUUACAGCCCCCCUUCAGAUACUGAAAGGCUGUUAUCAGGUCUACCCAGACCAUUCUUGAGGCUGUUCAUUCCCUUGGAUCAUUUCUAUGGCCCUCCCCUGGACAUGCUCCAACAGGUUCACAUCUCUCCUAUACUGAGGACUCCACACCUGGAUGCAGUACUCCAGCUGAGGUCUCACCAGUGCAGAAUAGAUGGGCAGGAUCACCUCCCGCACCCUGCUGGCCACGCAUCUUUGGAUGCAGCCCAGGAUAUGGUUGGCUUUCCGGGCUGCAAGGAAGGCUCUCAGUGUGGGAAAAGCCUGCCCAAAAGAUUGAUCUUGUUUCAAGAUUGAUGACAGCUCACUAGGGAGAAUGAGUGCUUUAAUUUGUGAUACGUAGCAAAAAAGUUCCUGCUCCCUCUGCCUCUCACUGCUCACAGUCUCAAAGGGAGGAUGCAUUUUGAAAGCAGCAGCUAAGUCAUCUCUCCUCUGGGAGGAUGUGAUCACCUGUGAUGACUCAAAAUGGGGUAUCAGAUUUUGGUAUGGCAAAGAAUGCAUUUGUAUUUGAGAUAAUGUUGGGAUAUAUUUACAAAUCUUAGUCCAGUGAUACAGCACAGAGAAGGCACAGCUCUUUUGCUCUAUGAACAGCUUGAAUUAUGUGUUUUGAGUUGUUUGGGGUUUUGUUGAGCUUUUUUUUUAGUAAUUUAAAAUUAACAGAUCAGUAAAGUCACAUCAAUCAACCCAAGGUAACCUGUGCUGGAAUUCUUCAUUUGAAAAUAAAUAAUAAUAAAAAAGCUGAUUUUACAGUGAAGUCUUUGCAAAUAAAAGGCCAUGCUGGAGCACUUUGAAUGUGAUUAUGGUGACUCAUAUUUUUAAUGGCUUUUUUUUUUUUAAUCUUGCAAAUGGCUUCUUUCCAAACAAAGCCCUACAAGGCCUCAUAUAACAAACAAGGGUUACUGCUCUUUUCCACACAUAACAUGAAAAAUAUCCUUCAGCGGAGCGGAGCGAGCUGCAGCCCAUCUGCUGUAGCUUGGCGUGGCGCGGCGCAGCUCCCUGGCCAUUACACAUGCCUCUCAGUAAAGCAAACCACCUGUUUCCUGCGCAAGAUUCCGCCCCGAGCGUCCCAAAAGCUUCUUCCAGAGUGAAAUCCAUCCAAACCGCUGAUGGGGGAUGACAACCUUGGCAUUCUCUUCUGCUGCAUUUGUUGUUAUGCUGGUUGUUUGCUGAAGGGCUCCGUGGACUUUAGUCUUCUUUUCCAUCCAGACCAGACAAGGGCAGGCUGUGCCAGAGAUAAAUAGACUCUUAUUUUCUUGUUGAUCAUGCUGCCUUGUUCUUCAGCUGUGGUCAGCAAAGGCUUCGCUUGGGAGCCCCAAAGGACACCUUUGGAAGAGAGGAAAGUGGAGAGAGACAUUUUGGGGCGAGCUGGCCAAGGAGAGACCUGACCAUAGGCCUGAUCCUCGAUUCAGGGCCUGAUGCUGCAGACAGCUGGCCAAGCCUUACAUGGAUCUCAUAUGAAAGAAGUGGCCACGUGAAUUCCAGGAGCAUCCCAUGUUCACCAGAUGCUUCACCGAAGCUCUCACAGUGAGCCAAGCUGUAAUUCUGCCAAGGAUGUGCAGAGCACAAAAUGGCAUUUCCCCCAGCUGCUGGCCAUCACACUGGCCAGGCUACAGCCAAAGCUGUUACACAGCAGCUCUGAUCAGUCUAACAUCAGCUUAACUACAGAUGAAGGGAUGCCUCUGCUAAUCUCACUGCUGCUGCUCAGAGCAGAUCAGGGACUGUUCUCAUAGACCCAUCCAUGAGCUGCCCUCAGUCACAGGAAUGGGUAGGGCUCCUGCACAUGGGCAAGACUCCAAAGGAUGCAGUGCUUUGUACAACAUAUCCCAAGUGAGGUUAGGGCAUGCAUGACACUAGAGAACCUCUUGUUGGUCAGAAUACUGAUAAGAACUAGACCUAUGAGAAGGGGGCUGAGGACCCCUGCUAGGCUGCACCUUUGCUGUUGCAGUCCAGCAGGUGCCAUGUAGAACUUUAUAAAGCAUGAGUCCUGUUUUGUGUCUGCCUUGGUCCUCUUACCUGAGACAGCAGCACUGGUACAACAGGCAAAAUCUUCCCAGUCAUAGUGGCAGUGUCCCAGACACAUGAAGAGAAGCAGCCCAGCCAUGGUGGGAGACUCCUCUAGAGACCAAGUGCUAACAUGUCCCACUCUGGCCUGUGGUUUUGGAAAGGCUAAUGGCUUCUCUGCAUCAGACUGAGGAUCCCCUGGCGGGAUAACAACAACAUGCAUCCACAAGUAUACAACGUGCUGUGCCACACCGUGCUUACAGUGUACCUUAUAAAAUUUUUUCUUAGAGCCCAAAGUUAGGCAACAUGCAGUGAAUAUAAUCAGGAGUAAGAAGAAUACUCAUUUGCUACACAUAAGUAAUCCAAAUGUAAGAUAAAAUCACAGCUUUGAAACAUGUCAUCAUUAACUGUUGGCCAAAACAAAAUCAUAACUAAAAUAUAUAUCAAGUCUGGCUGGCCAGAACUCAAGGCCAUGCUAAUUAAUAAAGCUGAGUGGUAGCUCUAAGUAAGCCAUGAGCAGGGCCAGGCUGCAGCUGAGUCUGGUUGAAGUCAGGUAACUCAUGCAACAAACAUUAUUGUAGAGCUGUAAAGAUGACCUAAGCAAAAACCUAUAAGAAAGUGCUAAAAUAUGGUAGGAAUAGUUUCUACUUUGCAAAAUGCUCCUAAUUCUGCUAUGUUGGUAGAAACCUCCUUCUGGAGCAACAACUCUUGUUGGCUCUCCCACAGUCCCCCCUUUUGCUUUACACUUUGGUGCAUUUUGGUGCUCCUGGUGAUGACAGAGGUACCAGAGCUGUGAGAUGCCAGGACACCAGUUUGACACCUCAGCAAACAUUGAUGUUGAGCAUCUCUUAUGUAGGGGUCUCCCCUUUAUCUUUUCGUGUCACCCUGAUUGCAGCAUUCAUUAAGCACUCAGUGGAAGUUGGUUAGGGCUUAGAGUGUGACCACAGAACAAAUAAUUCAUCAAGAUAAAUGGCAGCAUGAACACAAGAAUAAAUAGGCUGACAUUUACCAUAAAAAUGUGUCUGGAAAUACAGCUUCCAGCCAUACUGCUGUGGAGGUCUCUCCCCAUUUCAUGCUCCAUAAUCUGAUAUAGCUGCAAUGCAAACUCCUGUGCAUAGCAGAAAGCAUCUCAUCUGUGCGUAGCGGAGCUGCGAGGAAGUGAAAAGUCUUGCCCUUGAGCCCAGACUGCACAGUAGCUGAGGUAUUCCAGCAGCAGUGUUUACAUUGGAAGAGCCAAUCCAGCCUACUGCAACAGUGGUAACAAGGACUCCAGCAGCACUGGAGAUGGUGUCCAGAAGUGGAGGAAAAUCAUAUAAAGCUGCUGGGUUUUACUACAGCACUGUCACAUCUAAUACGCUUCUUGAGAAUUAUGUAUCUGUUGGAAGAUGGAAGCAUGAUGUACUCUAAAGAGUACAGGUGAUGUAUGAGGCAGAUAUAUGGGUGUAUGGGAACUGCUGAGUCACAGCCUGAACCUCUGAUUGAUCACCUGAGGUGAGCCAUGAGUCAGCCAGAGGAGCACAGCUGAAGGCAAUUCACCUGUGCUGCCGGAUGGGGUGGAGCCAGGCUGCACCCUUCCUAGACCUAUUUAAGGGCUGGCUACCAGAGGGGAAGGAUGUCUUCUGGAGAUCCCCUCUCUUGGUGUCUUCUGGUGAGCUCAGCCAAAGGGUAAGCUCUACUACUUAUUCUCUUUUGUGAUCGUUGUUUACUUUGCCUAAUUCUCUUGAUUAUAUUGAGAUUAUAACAUCUUGAUAUCUAUUGAUUAUACAAUUAUAUUGUGAUUAUAAUGUCUUGAUUAUACAUAUGGGGUCUUCCCAAGCGAAUAAAACAGUGGACGAACUUCUACAAAAUGGUGUUUCUCUAUGCCUUUUAAUCCAGUUUUUGGCAAACAAAACUGUAGACUGUAGAAGUAGUCUUAAUGCAGUGGCCUUCAUGAAUAAUCAACUAAAAAUCAGACCACCCUUUGAAUGUUGUGACAACCCGCGUGUGGGUUUAAGCAUUUUUGGGGUGGGGGAGGUAGUGGGGAAGUUGCUUUGUUUUAGAGAGAUCUCACAAACCAUUUUCUGAAACCUUUCAGACCACAAAUAGUCCCGAGAGUACAGGCUGACAAAUACUGUCCCAAGGACACUUGGGCAAAAUAAAAUCUUAGAGCACAAAUGCAUUGUUCCCAAAAGCUGCCGAGUUCAUGAGGGAAUGCUGGUAGAGCAAGGGUGGUUAGAUCUCUCCAUUGUUAUUCACAGCUCUAAUUUACAGCUAAGUAGAAAACAGUGCUCUAAUUGUUGUCAGAGUGAAGGGAAUAUUUAAAUCCCAAUGCAAAUGUAAUCCAUGCUGUUCUUCUGCAAGCAUUUGUGGAAGUCCAGAGAUAGAUCUCCUGGGUGUUCCCAUGAAUUAGAGUAUAAAAUCAGAGCUGAUACAUUCAGUGCCCUGUGUGGUCUAGAUGACUUCAGUUCAUCAGUGAUCAAAGUGUGUAAGAACUGAGGAGUGCAGUUUUUGUGAAGCAGCCAAUACUCAGCAGUGUAAAAGCAUAUCAAGAAAGGAAAGUAGUCGGGCAACAGAAGACACCUCUGAAAAGCACCAGGUUUUCUCACGGGUUUCUUUCAUUUUCUGGGUUGAGCAGAGGCCUUCUGAGAGUCAAGAACAUUUUCUUUAUGAAUGAGAGGUACCUCAGAUAAAAGACAUAAAAGGAGAGUCUUACUAGAAUCAGUAC
Messenger RNA from Lagopus muta (rock ptarmigan), 14166 nucleotides. It is a transcript of the gene NIPAL2, whose product is annotated as NIPA like domain containing 2. The record is from RefSeq and is a predicted model, not a curated record. Gene Ontology annotation, cellular component: membrane. The coding region runs from base 284 to 1369 and encodes 361 amino acids. The transcript is spliced from 11 exons. Gene Ontology annotation, molecular function: magnesium ion transmembrane transporter activity. Gene Ontology annotation, biological process: magnesium ion transport. NCBI's taxonomy places the organism in Eukaryota, Metazoa, Chordata, Aves, Galliformes, Phasianidae.